CUCUCACUAUUCGCCUUGAGUGUGUGCACUACUGAAUCCUAAAAAAAAAGCAGGUUUCUAUUCCAUAGCAGUGUCCGCGUGUCUACGGUCGGUGGGGGCACAGUCGCGUCUACCUGGCAGCCAAGUGGGAUCUCGCCUUUCAAUCCCAACGAUUCAAACUUUCACGGAAUGCGUUCGUGAUACACGACGGCGCUCGUUGGGCUGCACGCGCACGACCGCGGCGCCUUUCCACUAGUUUAUGAGGCUCGAGCUCCGUUUCUCGAAGUGACAAUGUUACUAUUUAAAUGGUUGUAUUGCUAAUCACCUCGUUUUGUGUUCCUUUGGAGUUUGUAACUUCUGAUAUCAUGGGAGGCUGCUGACACCUGACGUCUGUUGUUAGCCGGAGGGAACCUGCAGAGCUGCCUGAGCGCACACGUCAGUGCGCAGGAAAAAAACACCAGCAAUGGCGGCCCAUCGAAUCAAAGCCACCACAAAUAACAACAUUUCCCUGCCUCGCUGCAAGUCAGAGGGGACUCUCAUAGAUCUCAGCGAUGGUGUUUCAGAAGCCACCCUCACCAAUGUCAAAGUGCUUUCUCCCAGUGCCUUACGGCUGGAUGCCACCGCCUCCUUCAGCACGGCCAGGGAGGUUGUCGCCAUCAAGGACUAUUGCCCAUCCAGCUUCACCACCCUGAAGUUCUCCAAAGGGGAACGUCUCUAUGUUCUCGACACCUCGGGAGGAGAGUGGUGGUAUGCCCACAACAACACAGAGAUGGGCUACAUCCCGGCAGCCUACGUUGAGCCCGUCAACUACAGAGACUCCUCCUUCAGCGACAGCGGGAUGAUUGACACCAUAGCCGACUGCAACGAGGAGGCCGCCAAAGAAAUUGACCUUCUCGGGGAGUGGGAGGGAGUUCUUUUGAAACAGGCCAUCUUCCAGAAUAGCAAUCCUUUCUCGACCUCGACUAACCCUUUCCUCAACGGGGGUGUUCAGAAUACACUGGACCAGAACUGUAACGAGAAACCAGUGGACUUGCUGUUGUUUGAUACGCUGGCUGUAUCAGAACCAAACUCCACUAGUAGCACUGUGAAUAUCAAUGGCUUCGUUGGCGGUGUUUGUGAUUUCAACCAGGGCGGCACACUUUCUGGAACCGGGCAAACGUUGAGGAGGGACAACCCAUUUUUUAGAAGUAAGCGCUCCUACAGUCUCUCUGAGCUGUCCAUCCUGCAAGCUCAAUCAGACGCCCCUCAGGGUUCCACAGGUUUCUUUGGAGGCUUAAAAGCUCCCGCACCAGAACAAUUUCAGAGCCGGGAGGAUUUUAGGGCGGCGUGGCUGAACCAUCGCAAGCUAGCCAGAUCCUGCCACGACCUGGACUCGCUAGGACAGAGCCCUGGCUGGGGCCAAACGCAGCCAGUGGAGACCAACAUUGUUUGCCGGCUAGACAGCUCGGGGGGGGCAGUCCAACUUCCGGAUACAAACAUCAGCAUCCAUGUUCCGGAGGGCCAUGUGGCUCCAGGAGACAGCCAGCAAAUAUCCAUGAAAGCCCUGCUAGAUCCUCCGCUGGAGCUGAACACUGACCGGUGCACCACCGUCAGCCCCGUGGUGGAAAUAAAGCUCAGCAACAUGGAGACCAAAACCACCGUUACCCUGGACAUGAAGGUGUCAGUAGUGGUGAAAAUGGAGAGCAGGCAGACGACGGAGGUCAUCUGCGUGAGGAGUGAUUGUAAAGAGGGUCCCUACACACCGAUUCCACAGGCGUACAUAUACGGUGACAUGGUGCAAGUGUGCCUAGAUAACCUGGAACCGUGCAUGUACGUGUGCGUCGUUGCCCAGUCCCAGUCUAUAUUAGCAGGUUCUACGGUUUGGGAACAGGUGGUGAAAAAGGUCACCUUAGGCGUAUAUGGUCCAAAGCACAUUCAUCCUUCUUUCAAAACUGUGGUGGCCAUCUUCGGCCAUGAGUGUGCCCCUAAAUCCUUGUUGGUGAGUGAGGUGGGAAAGCAAGCACAGUCUGCUCCCCCGGUGGCACUGCAGCUUUGGGGUAAACACCAGUUUGUCCUGUCAAGACCCCAGGAUCUCUGUGUCGGCGUUUAUUCCAACAUGGCAAACUAUGAGGUGAAGGUCAGUGACCAGGCCAAAGUGGUCAGGGGUUUCCAGGUGAAACUGGGCAAAGUCAGCCGCAUUGUUUAUCUGAUCGCCUCGCGAAAUGCUGAGGAAGUUUCUGAUUUCACCUUGAGGGUGCAGGUGAAAGACGACCAAGAAUGCAUACUUGCCCAAUUCUGUGUUCAGACCCCCACUCCACCACCCAAGACAGGUCCCAAGACAUCAGUGCAACGCCGUUUUCUAAAAAAGAAGGAGGUUGGUAAAAUCGUCUUGUCGCCACUCGCCAUUGCCACCAAGUACCCAGUUUUCCAUGACAGGAUGAUCAAUGGCCUGAAAUUUGGGAAACUUAUCAAAACAGUCAUCCGCCAGACAAAAAAUCAAUACUUAUUGGAAUACAAAAAGGGGGACUUUGUCGCUCUGUUGAGUGAGGAGAAGAUAAAGCUAAAAGGCCAGUUGUGGACAAAGGAAUGGUACAUUGGAUAUUACCAAGGCAAGAUGGGCUUUGUUCACGCCAAGAAUGUUCUAGUGGUUGGUAAAGUGAAGCCCAUUUACUUCAGCGGGCCUGAUCUUACCACAACACUAUUGCUGGAGCAGAUACUGAAGCCCUGCAAGUUCCUGACGUACAUCUACGCCUCUGUGAGGACGAUACUGAUGGAGAACAUCGGCAGCUGGCGGGCGUUUGCCGACGCACUCAGUUAUGCCGACCUGCCACUGACACACUUCUGCCGGGCAGAGUUGGACAGCGAACCGGAGAGGGUGGCGUCCGUGCUGGAGAAACUCAAAGAAGACUGCAACAAUGCAGAAGGAAAGGACAGGAAGUCCUUCCAGAAAGAGCUACUGACGGCGCUGCUGCAGAUGGACUGCCAGGGCCUGGUGGCGCGGCUGGUUAUGGACUUUGUCCUGCUGACCACGGCGGUGGAGGUAGCCGGCCGUUGGAGGGAGCUGGCCGAGCGCCUGGCCAAGGUGUCCCGCCUGCAGAUGGACGCGUACGAGGCCCCGCACCGCGCCAAGAACGGCGUGGUGGACAGCGAGGCCAUGUGGAAGCCAGCCUACGACUUCCUGGUCACGUGGGCGGCCCAGAUCGGCGACAGCUACCGCGAUGUGAUCCAGGAGCUACACAUUGGCCUGGACAAGAUGAAGAACCCCAUCACUAAGCGCUGGAAGCACCUGACCGGCACGCUCAUCCUGGUCAACUGUCUGGACUCCCUGCGUGGCUCGGCCUUCAGCCCCGCCUCUCAGGACGACUACGCCAUCUGAGUUCUUGCCUGAGCCUUCCCCAUCGUCACCCCUCCCCACGCCGCCUCACUGAAUUCAUUGCAAUGCUUUUCCUCAUGCUAGCGUUCCCUAAGCACCGGCUUAGACUCGCUCAUAAGGCGUUAUUAUGUUGGAGAUUUCCCCUCCCCUUUAAUACAACCACUAUUUUUCUUUUUAUUUCUCGCUCUGCCUUCAGUCCCCCUGCGGGAUCUGGGAGUCGGGGUUGCGAUUUUAAGACUGUUUCUAUGGCAGCCGAUUCCACUACACACAAUACUGUUUGUAGCUCUCAGUAUUCACAGACUAUUUUAAUAGAUCUCCUCUUGCAUAGUAUGUAUUUUUGUACACUUUAAAUAUGGCACCGAUUUCUUUUUUACAAUUUCAACACUGGUUGAGAACUGUGGAUUGACUGCUUCAAAAACACACUUAUAAAAACAAAAGACACUUUAAAUAUUAAUAUUCUUGUCAGCGUAACCUUGUCACAGUAGCCUUGUAAAGUGUCCAACCAGCUUUGUAUUUAUUUAUAUGUCUGUUUAAGUGGGAAACAGGUCUUUCUGUUUCAGAUAUUGAGUUACUUUACAGAUGCAUUCUGCAAUGCAGGAUUUUAUUUGACAAUAAACAUUGCUUUGAUAAAAUUUCCACUAAAUUUCUAAAAAUGUCAAACGUUGUUCUCAAACGUUUCAACAUCUAAAUAAGCCACUCAUUCGCAAAUAAAAAUAUUGUUUCUUGAUUGAUGAUUCUUAAAAAUAAUAUCAAGAGAAAAGUUUGAAUUUACCUCAAUGUAAUGGUUAAAUAUUUUACACCUGGAUCCUUUCUUGGUGGGGUUUUACCCUAUUUGUAGACAAAAAAUAUUUUAGUCACCGCAGUCACAAUAUGAAUGCCAAUAAACAUUUUAAGUAUUACUAAGGAUUAUAUGGAGUGUUCUUUUUCUUUUUUUUGCAACUCCAGUUGCCAGUUGGUUAGUCUGUCAACAGUUUGCCGUUGACAGACUAGUUAGCUAGGCUAGCAAUGUACCACUGUGAGGUGGACAUUGUUCACCAAGUAUGGUGAACAAUUUCUGUUAGCGCAGCAAUUUAAUAAUAAUGCACUCAUGUACUUCAAUGGCACAUAUCAGCAAGUUCACAUUUGCCACCAGACAACCCAGAAGGAUUGAUCUUUGCAUUACAUUUUAUACAUUUAUUAUAACAUAUUUUCUAAUAAUUCCAAAAUCAUUUUGUCAUUUAUGAUGCUGUAUUUAAUCAUUCCAACACACAUUGCUAAAACAACGUUUUUUGACUAUCUAAGAAUCCAGAAUACAAUAUCCAAAUGAGAAUAUGAUUAUAAUUUCACAUGUCUUACAAUCUGUAAGAUUCAAAGAAACAGACAUUAUCUAAUUCAUCCGCGAAUAAAAAUUCUCAUCCAGCCCUCAUUGCACUGUUGAAGAGAGGGAGGACAUUUUAAAUAAUUAGCACAGGAUUCAAAGCACAACCCAAUCGGAAUAUUAAUGACAUUCAAAUAUUUAUAACAUUCAAUGGGUUUGGGUCUUUCCUCAGUGUUGUAUUUGGUUUUGUGCUGCUAUAUGAUUAUCUGUCCAAUAGGAAUUCAAAUGCAUAAACCUCACAGAAAGGAAAAGUAUCCAAAUGUGUUGGUACACAUUGAAUUCUAUCUUCAGGAUCUACUAUGUAUUCCAGCAAGUAUCGAUACACAUCCCUUUUAAAUUAAAAACCAACAGCAAAAUGACAAACAUAUUAAGAUUGUGUAUUGUUACUCCUAGACCCAAAUCACUAAUGACCUACAUGACUCAUUAGGAUGUGUGUAUGGAGAGAGAAGAGCGAAGGGGGAUUGAGAGCAGCAUCUCAAGAGCAAGGUAUCCUUGAGGGAUAUGAUAAAGAGAGCUUCCUGGCAGUGGAGAAAAACAGCAAACGAGGAAAGAUGUAGAACUUUAAGUCUGAAAAACCUUUGGCAGCCUGUCUGCUUAUCUACCCCCCAUCCCCCCUCACGCACCCACACGCCCUCCCUCUCCCCCACCCACACUGCUCUGUCAUCUUUCUGUCUCCAUUUCACUGAUAACACCCCUCAUCCACCACCUUUUUCCCCCACUCUGACGUCCAUGGUCCUCUUUUUAGUGCGGAAGCGAACAGACCUUCAUUAAAUACAUACAUUAAUGGAGGCGACGAGAGAGAAAGAAAAAAAACAGAGCGCAAAAGGACUUGAAUUA
This is a messenger RNA of Gadus chalcogrammus (walleye pollock), 5525 nucleotides long. Its product is annotated as SH3 domain-binding protein 4. Lineage: Eukaryota; Metazoa; Chordata; Actinopteri; Gadiformes; Gadidae. Gene Ontology annotation, cellular component: cytoplasm. The coding region runs from base 443 to 3334 and encodes 963 amino acids. Gene Ontology annotation, molecular function: protein binding. The record is from RefSeq and is a predicted model, not a curated record. The transcript is spliced from 5 exons.